UUAAAGAUGAAGAUAACAGACUUUGAGAACAGGAGGAGUUUUAAAUCCAUAUGGCUCAACAGCCAGUUCAGAGAGGAGGAGAUCACCCUCUACCCUGACAAGCAUGGCUGUGUGCGGGACCUUUUGGAAGAAUGUAAAAAGGCAGUGGAGCUCUCUGAAAAAGGCUCUGAGAAGCUCAGGCUGUUAGAGAUAGUAAGCUAUAAAAUCAUCGGGGUUCACCAGGAGGACGAGCUGCUAGAAUGUUUAUCUCCGGCUGCCAGCCGCACCUUCAGAAUAGAGGAGAUUCCAUUGGACCAGGUGGACUUGGACAAGGACAGUGAAAUGCUGAUCCCUGUUGCUCACUUCCACAAGGAAGUCUUCGGCACCUUCGGGAUCCCUUUCUUGCUGAAGAUCAGACAGGGCGAGUCAUUUCGGGAGGUGAUGAGGAGGAUCCAGACCAUGCUGGACAUUCAGGAGAAAGAAUUUGAGAAGUUCAAGUUUGCGAUUGUGAUGAUGGGGCGGCAUCAGUACAUCACUGAAGACGAGUAUGAAGUCAACCUGAAGGACUUUGAACCACAGCCAGGUAACAUGUCCCACCCGCGCCCCUGGCUAGGGUUGGAUCAUUUCAACAAAGCUCCAAAGAGAGGUCGCUACACCUACCUGGAGAAAGCAAUCAAGAUCCACAACUAAAAGCAGCCCGCCCCUCCUUUUUGUCCUUUUCAUCCUCCUGCUCCGCCUUUCUCCCUACCUACUUUAACACACCAUACCCACAGACUGUAACCAACCGUGCGUGUGUGUGUGUUUGUGUGUGUGUGUGAGACCGAGUGGGUGGGUGGGCGUGCGUGCGUAUGUGUGUGUUCAUCACUUUUAACACCCUGCCUGGACACCGCUACAGGUCCACACCGGCACUAUGUCUUCAGCGAUUCGGUUUUUGCUGCAGCUGACGGAUUUCCCUUCAACCACAAAAUAAACUGCACCAACCACCUACUGAUUGUUGAUUUAAUUUUUUUUAAUCGUUUCCCUCCAUGUUUGAGGCUGUUCCGCUGUUGUUUUUCCUGGCUUCACUACCUGUUGACUGCCCGUUUUUUUGUUUUGUUUUUUUGCCUGUCUGGGAGUGGGAGAAAUAAAAUUGUAUUUUAAUAUUAAAUAAGCGGAGAGGAAGUAGGACACAGUAUAAAUAUAAGUAUACACACACACACGCACGUGUGCAUGUGUAUGUAUGAACUUCUAGACUAAGUUUUUGUUUCCUUCUCCCACCUCAUCACAAGGUUGUUGUUUUUUUUCUCCCUUCAGAUUCUUUUGCGGGUUGUUUUUAAAUAGGAUUGUUUGAAGAGGUGUCAUUCUGCUGUGUGGAAAGUUUGAUGAAAGGAUGUUUGAGACUAACUGACAGAAAAAGAUGGGAAAGAGCCUGAUGGUCAUUUUUGCAAAUGCAAAAUGGCGUCCAUCCCGAGACUCAGUAGUUGCCCUGAUGUGGUUCUAUUUUUUUUUUGCUCCCAUCCUUUAGUGCAACAAGACAAGUAUUCCCAAGUUUACACACAAUUGUUUCUCACUUAGUUCGGUUGGAGGAAAAAUAAAAAUUUUUUGUCUCUUUCUGCAGAUCUUGUAUAAGAAAAUAAAAAUCCACAGCAUCUGUUUAAAAAUAAAUGGGGGAAAAAUAAGGAGGAAAUUUGUGUGUAUUUCAUCUUGCACGUUGGCACUUAAUGUCAGAGGUUUCUCAGGACUGGCAAAUGUACAUUUUGUGGUUUUGAGAUGCUCAGUGACUUUAAAGGAACACAAACACGCACGCACAUUACCCCUUGACUCUCUUUUUUUUUUUUUUUUUCCCCAGGGGGUUUUAAUGUCUUUCUCAGUCAUUCCUCCUAAACACACACACACACACACACACAAGCUUCUUCAUAUUCUCUAUAGAUUGAAACUGUCGCCUCCAGGUGGUUGGGAGCAGUAACUGCGCUGUGCUUGCUAGGGAGCUGCAGACAAGUUGUGUAGAGACAAAACCAGCAUUGUAAGAAACACUUUAAGCCCUAUGAAUUUAUUUUUCUUUUGUUUCUUUUAAAGCACAGAUGGAAUGCUCCCCAAUAGCGCAUAGCUGGCUCUGUAAAGACAACAUUUAAAAAUUGUAUAUUUAAAAAUAUGAACGUGUAAAAUUUAAGAGAAACGCGCCUUUGUUGUUGGGUACAGAAGGAGCCAGGUGUUCAUAUUUCUUGUGUGUAGGGUUUUCUUUAUUAUUUUUUUUUGCGUUCCUGAUGUACCAUUGACAAUUUUCUUCUGUUACAUUUGGAUUUAUUGUUCUUUUCAAAACUAACUGCAUUGGUUUUGUCUUGUUAAAAAGUGCAGUACAAAGAUAACCUGCAGAAUCACACCUUAAUUUGAUCUUUUCCAGUUUAAAUUCCUCAGUGUAGCAGCAGUGUACGACAACUAUUCCUGUAUAUUGCCUUUUUGCUGGAAAAUGUAUGUUGAAUAAAAUUUUCUAUAAAAACAAAAA
Molecule: messenger RNA, 2461 nt
Organism: Etheostoma spectabile (orangethroat darter)
Lineage: Eukaryota; Metazoa; Chordata; Actinopteri; Perciformes; Percidae
Product: ubiquitin carboxyl-terminal hydrolase 7
Exons: 7
Coding region: 7-669 (220 amino acids)
Source: RefSeq, a predicted model, not a curated record